AUGGCGGAUAAGAACAGCUCCGCAAUCGGGUACGUAGCCCGGAAUCUACUGCUCUGCUUGUUCGUCGUCACGACGAUCCUCUUCGCUCUCUCUUGUUACUUCGUGUUGCGCUCCACUGCUCACAACCGCUUCCUCAGCUCCACAUUCCCGUCGAGACCGUUCGUUUCCUCCACAGACGACGCGAUUGCGAAAGCCGUAAAGCGUGAGAGAGAGAAUUGCAGAUGCGAUCAUAAGGACGAGAAAUCGAAGUCUCCUCUUAAGGUUUACAUGUACGACAUGGAUCCCGAGUUUCAUUUCGGAUUGUUAGACUGGAAACCGGAAGGGAAGAAGAAGAAGAGCAGUGUGUGGCCUGAUAUCCAGAAGUUUAUACCUCCUUAUCCCGGAGGCUUGAAUCUGCAGCACAGCAUCGAGUAUUGGCUCACAUUGGAUCUCCUCGCAUCGGCGUAUCCAAACACUCCGAGUGCAAAUGCUGCGAAACGAGUUUAUAACUCCACCGAAGCUGAUGUGAUCUUUGUUCCUUUCUUCUCUUCAUUGAGUUAUAAUCGGUUCUCUAAAGUGAAUCCUCACCAGAAAACGAGCAGGAACAAGGAUUUGCAGCGAAAGCUUGUUGCUUUCUUGACUGCUCAGGAGGAGUGGAAGAGAUCUGGUGGUAGAGACCAUGUGGUUCUUGCUCAUCAUCCUAAUAGCAUGUUGGAUGCAAGAAACAAGCUUUUCCCUGCAAUGUUUAUACUCUCUGACUUCGGUAGGUACCCUCCUACUGUGGCCAACGUUGAGAAAGAUGUCAUUGCGCCUUAUAAGCAUGUUAUCAAGACUUACGAUAACGAUACCUCCGGUUUCGAUAGCAGACCUACUCUGCUCUACUUUCAGGGUGCUAUCUACAGGAAAGAUGGUGGGUUUGUGCGUCAGGAGUUGUUUUACCUCCUGCAAGAUGAGAAAGAUGUGCAUUUCUCGUUUGGGAGCGUGAGAAACGGAGGGGUGAACAAAGCGAGCCAGGGGAUGCACAGCUCCAAGUUCUGCCUCAAUAUUGCCGGAGACACGCCUUCGUCAAACCGUCUCUUUGACGCCAUUGCUAGUCACUGUGUACCUGUCAUUAUCAGUGACGAGAUUGAGCUUCCUUUUGAGGAUGUUAUUGAUUACUCUGAGUUUUCGGUGUUUGUUCGCACCACUGAUGCGUUGAAAGAGAACUUUCUGGUUAAUUUGAUAAGGGGGAUAAGCAAAGAGGAGUGGACGAGAAUGUGGAAUAGAUUGAAGGAAGUGGAGAAGUUUUAUGAGUUUCAUUUUCCGUCGAAGGUUGAUGAUGCGGUCCAGAUGAUAUGGCAAGCGAUUGCACGCAAAGUUCCGAGUGUGAAAAUGAGGGUUCAUAAGUCUCGGAGGUUUUCUGGAUCUGCUUCUGAGGUAGAGAAACAAUCAAUAUGGUCAUUGAUACCAAGGAAUUUCUGGUGA
Microthlaspi erraticum is the source of this 1443-nucleotide messenger RNA. NCBI's taxonomy places the organism in Eukaryota, Viridiplantae, Streptophyta, Magnoliopsida, Brassicales, Brassicaceae. The record is from the annotation of a GenBank genome assembly.